Plasmodium malariae is the source of this 2676-nucleotide messenger RNA. It is a transcript of the gene MLH, whose product is annotated as DNA mismatch repair protein MLH, putative. Lineage: Eukaryota; Apicomplexa; Aconoidasida; Haemosporida; Plasmodiidae. Gene Ontology annotation, molecular function: ATP hydrolysis activity; ATP binding; mismatched DNA binding. The transcript has a single exon. Bases 1 to 2676 code for a protein of 891 amino acids. Gene Ontology annotation, cellular component: MutLalpha complex. Gene Ontology annotation, biological process: mismatch repair. The record is from RefSeq and is a predicted model, not a curated record.
AUGACAAGUAACAACAUCAAUGGAGAUCGUAACAACAGGGGGAACCCCUCCGAUGAAAGACGAAUAAUAAAACUUGCAGAAGAGGAUAUAAACAAAAUAGCAGCGGGUGAAGUUAUAAUAAGGCCAUGUAACGCUUUGAAAGAGUUAAUCGAAAACAGUCUCGAUGCUAAUUCAACAAGUAUUAGUGUUCAUUUAAAUAAAGGGGGGUUGAAAUCUCUACAGAUAAUUGACAAUGGGGAUGGUAUACAUAAAGAUGAUUUACCAAUAGUGUGUGAAAGAUUUACAACAAGUAAGAUAACAAAUCAUAAGGAUAUAAGAAAUAUCAAGACAUUUGGUUUUAGAGGAGAAGCAUUAGCAUCUAUUUCGUAUGUUUCUUAUUUAACAAUAACUACUAAAAAAAGGAACUCUCCGUUUUGCUAUACAUGUACUUAUAAAGAUGGAAAACCAAUACAAAAAGAGCCAACAAUUUGUUCAGGUAAAGAUGGGACGAUAAUACGAUUCGAUGAUUUAUUUUAUAAUAUGCAAACAAGAUUAAAAACGUUAAAUCAUAAUGAUGAAUAUAACAGAUGUUUGGAAGUUUUGCAAAAGUAUGCUAUUCAUUACCCGCAUGUUUCUUUUACAUGUAAAAAGUGGUUAAGUAAUACCGUUGACCUGAACACGCAAAAUAUGGGUAAGGGCAUAGGAGGACUAGGAGGAAUUUACGUUAUAAAAAAUAAAAAAAAAGAAAAGUUCGAAAGUAUUGUCAGGGAAGAAGCGAAUGUAGUUGGUACAAGGGUACACGAAGAAGGACAGGCCAGUAGUACGAGAAUGCACGAAGAAGCAGAGCAUAGCAUAGGGAAUUAUGGUGAGGAAAAAAUUACCAAUGCAGCUGAAGAUUAUUCUGUAUUUGAGAAGAAAAUAUUAGAAGAGGAAAAAUACUUGGAUGAAAAUUAUGAAAAGCACUUGAAUAAUGUGAAAUCGGUUAUACAAAAGAUAUAUGGUAGAAAUAUUUCUAGAGAGUUAAAUAGUAUAUUUAUAAAAGAAAAUAUUCCGACCUUUUUUAAAUGUUAUGGUUUAAUAAGUACUCCUAAAUAUGUCGGUAAAAAGGGUACUUACAUUUUUUUUAUAAAUGAUAGAUUAAUUGAAUCCAAUAUUAUAAAAAGAACAUGUGAAAACCAGUAUGCAAACUUCAUACCAAAGGGUAACUACCCAUGGGUGUACUUGUCAUUACGACUAAAGUAUGAUAUUGUUGAUAUUAAUGUGCAUCCUACUAAAAAAGAAGUACAUUUCUUGUACCAGGAAGAAAUAGCUCAGUUGAUAUCCAAAAAAAUUGAAAAUUUUUUAAAAAAUGUGUACAAUAUUAGAUGCUUCGGUGUGCCCACUUCAAAUCUUAUGCAAACCACAUUCAACUUAACAUCAGCAAAGGGAGGUGUAAAGAAUGAGCCUCUUACCAGCGCCUCUAGUAGCAUCUCAAAUAUGAAUGGAAAUGUGAAAGGAAAUACCACCCCCAAUAUCUCCGUCAGUGGCGAGACAACCAAAAAAGCGGUGGAUACCAAAAGAGUAAGAACAGACCACAAGCAAAUAACCCUGACAAACUACUUUGUGAAAAAAGAGGAGCAUAAAAAGAACAACAAGGAGGACAGGUCAUUAGUAGUAUUUGAAGAUAAUAAUGAAUAUGAGGUGUUAAAGCUGGAAGCACCGAAACCUGCUCUAUUUAAUGUAAAUGUAGAUAAGCAUGUUAGUAAUACAAGAUAUAAUAGAAAAUAUACAUGCGAAUGUGAUGAUAUAUCCAGUAUAAGAAAAUUAAAAAAGAUAUGUGAAGAAAAAGAAAAGAAAGAAUUAACUGAAUGUUUAAAAAAUUCAAUUUAUGUCGGAGCUGUUGAUAGUAUUCAUAGUUUAAUUCAAUAUAAGGAAAAAUUAUUAAUGAUAAAAAUGCCUUUAAUUAUUAAAGAAAUAACUUAUCAAUCUAUUUUAAAUAGAAUAGGUAGAAUACCCCCUUUUAAAUUUAACCCUCCUAUACCUUUAUACGAUCUGUUACUAGUUGCUGUGAAUAAUUAUUAUUCUGGAUAUUAUGAAAAUCCUGACUAUGUUCAUAAAAAUAUGGAAAGAAUAUGUAACGAUUUAGAACAACUAUUUUAUUCAUAUAUAGAAAUGUAUACCGAUUAUUUCUCUAUCAUUAUUGAAGAGGGAUGUGUAGUAACUUUUCCCGCAUGCUGUGGGGAAUAUUUUCCUGGACAAGAAUUUUUACCACUCUUAUUUUUAAGACUAGCUACACAAAUUGAUUAUGAAAAUGAAAUUAAUUGUAUUAAUGGCAUAUGUUAUUUACUAGCCAAUUUUUAUUCAAAAAUUACUCUCUUGGAUGACCAGGAAUGGACAUUUCAAGAUGAUCUACUUAUGAUAAAGGAAAACGAAAUGAAUAUGUUAAUGAAUAAAUCGCAUGAGAAAAAAGAAGCAUCAUCAACUAACACAGAAAAUGAAAACUACCUUUUUGACAAUUUACUAGGAGACGAAACAGUUAUUGAUGUCAACAAACAUUUAGCAGUCUCUAAAAACAUUAACUUGGUUUUUGAAAAAUAUUUUUUCCCCAUGAUUCAAUUAAAUAAUCUGAUGAGAAUUCCACACACCUUUUCGAACAACGGGUAUAUAAUUGAAUUGACCUCGUUAAACCAGUUAUAUAAAAUUUUCGAACGGUGCUAA